AUGUCUGUUGCUGUUAAUUUUGCAGAUGACAUACCUGUGCUAACUUAUACUCGACCUCUGGAGGUACGAGACGAAUCAAGUUCGGGUUCGAGAUCAGGAUUGGGGUUUGAAUCGGAGGCAGAGCCCCAGUUUCCUUCAUCUCCGCUAUCAAAGGUAGACGAUCUGAAAGAUUCAGGAUUCACUUACAUCAAUUGGUCGAAAUCGUCGACUCUACAUGUUCAGUCAAUCACUAACAAGUGGUCCGUCCUUAUCAUACUGUCGCUCUUGGUAGGCUACAUAACUACCUUGAUAGAUUUGGCUGCAGUUUGGCUCAAUGACUUGAAGAAGGGAUUCUGUUUCAGUAAAAUAGACAAAUGGUCGUUGCUUUCACCCUAUUCCACCUGCCCUACGGAUGACUGGCACAACUGGUCACAAAUCAUAUUUGGCUUGACGGGCAUACCGUCUAACAUAUUCAUCAACUUACCUAUUUAUUCGAUAUUCGCAUUCAUUUUCAUUGCUGGAGCUUGCUACGUAUCGAACAAGGCGCCUGAAAUUAACUAUUCAGGAAUAGCCGAGAUUAAGCUCAUCAUUGCUGGCCUCAACCACCAGGUACUGCAAUACUUGGGGUUCCGUACUUUGGUCUACAAAACUAUCGGGCUCGUUCUAGUUGUGAGUUCAGGACUCUGGUUAGGUAAAGAGGGCCCUCUUGUCCACGUUUCUUGCUGUAUUUUGAACUUGGUAUUCAACCUUGUGUAUAGGCAGCAAGAAAAUGAUGAGUUUUUAAGAAGGGAGCUAUUGAGUGCUGCUGGAGCUACCGGAAUAUCAGUUGCGUUCAAUGCGCCGAUUGGCGGAGUGUUAUUUAUGUUAGAGUCAGUGCAGUCGUACUUCAUGCCCACUAAACUUAUGUGGAAUUCGUUUAUUAGUGCAACGAUUGCAGUUGUGGUGUUGACUAGUUUCAAGAUUUUUACUGAUGGAGAGAACUUCUUGGAGAGAGAUUUAUUUCUGGUUGAAUUUGGGAACUUCAGUUGGUUAUUCAUAGAAUUUAUCCCCUUCACAUUCCUUGGCGUAUUGGGUGGAUUUUACGGGUACUGGUUUACUAAACUACAUGCAAUAUACUCCAGUUACGACAUUAGGAGGAGAGUUAGAAAUGUUUUGAGUAAACUUUUGAAAUUGGAUGUGGAGAAAUAUGGAAAAUCCUUAGAGGUAUUUCUCGUUUUGACUGUCACUAUUGCUUUCAAUUUCCCCUUUGAAAUAACCAGAUUACCUCUCCAGGCAUACAUGAAGUUGUUGUUUACUGAUUGCCCUGAGGACGAUGACCUGGAUGGAAAUCCAGCAAUUGGAGCAGAAACCUUCAUUUGCUCUUCAUCAAAUCUCUCCGUCUCAUUCAAGCUUAUAUAUAUAUUCAUUCAAGGAUUUGUUCUUUCUUCUUACACUUAUGGAUUGAGUCUUCCUGGGGGAGUUCUUAUGCCUUCGUUGGCCUUGGGUGCAACAAUUGGUCGUUUAAUUGGAAUUAUUUCUCAAUCCAUACAAAAUGGUAUUGGUUGGGGAAUCACUGAAGAAUGUACCAAGAGUUCUUGUUUAGUUUCACCUUCAGCUUAUGCCGUCGUAGGUGCUGCCUCAUUUAUGUCUGGUAUAACUAAGCUUACAAUGUGUGUGGUUGUAAUAAUAUUCGAACUCACUGGUGCAGUCACGUACGUUCUACCAAUUAUGAUUGCUGUGAUGGUUCUGAAAUUUGUGAACGACUGGCUCUGUAAUGAUAACAUAUAUGAUCAUUGGUUAAAGAAUAACUUUAAUGUUUUCACCAGCCCUUCGUCCAGUUCUAUUACAAAUUCUGGAAAAGGUUCGGGUUUAAGUGAUUUUGUGAAUUCAACUUCAAUUGUAAAGAGUAAACUUCCAGAUAUAAUUACUCUGAGAAUUAUGAUCCCGAUUUCGAGAGUUAGAUGUAUCGAGUUAGUGAAGAGCUAUUCGAUAGAAGAUUUGCAAAACCAAUUUCUUAACGGAGACAAUCACGAGGGAUAUCCAGUCAUUGGAAGUUAUCGUAAUCCAGUUAGCCUUGGAUAUGUAAAGAAAGAAGAAAUUCGCCGUCAAAUUAGCCAACUACAAUACGAUAAUGAGACAGAAAUAAGCUUCCAAAUAGGAUCAGAGAGGCUACCAAACUCAGUGAUUUCAGAGCAACUUCGUGAUCUACAACAAAAAAGCCCAACAUCCACCUCUGCAGAUCCAUAUAAGAAGGUGAGUAUUCAAAUUGAAAAGUCUUUGAUAACGUUACACGAGAAAACCCCUAUUGUGACGUUGAUUGAAAUAUUCGAAAAGCUUCAUUUCAACUAUGGAAUAAUAUUGAAACUGGCUGACAAUGACAACUUUGAAGGUGGAAACAGCAACGGAGAUCAAAUCAUGAGUGGGUUCGUAGAUCGAUUCUUAAUUUCGAAGCUUGUUAACCUGCAGUUCGAAGAGCUACACGAUGACUUAGCUAUUGCAUCAGAAUAUGAUCUAGACAUCCUUUCUCUAGAUAGGCAGAGUACAGAAUUGAUUACUUAG
Dujonia railenensis is the source of this 2517-nucleotide messenger RNA. The record is from the annotation of a GenBank genome assembly. Lineage: Eukaryota; Fungi; Ascomycota; Pichiomycetes; Serinales; Debaryomycetaceae.